AUGCCUUUAAGCCAAAUCAACCCAGAUUUCUUAAAAGAGACAGAGAGAGAAGCUCUAGAUCAGCAAAAGCCCAUUGGAGUGCAAUUCGUGGAGCCAUCUAAUAAGGUCUAUAUGAUGGUUUUAAGGCAAUGGUACAUGCCUAAGGAAUCAGGGAAGAAAAGCUCUUCAUAUGUUCUAAGAAUAAAUUGGAACAAUGCAGUUGCAGCAAAUGAUCUGAAGAUUACUACUGUGGUCCAAAUUUGGUCUUUCCGAGUUGCUAACCAAGAAGAUCUCUGCAUGGCUCUUGUUGUGGUUGAUAAAGAAGGGAGCAAAAGUAGCGGCAAUAGCAAUGACAGAGAGGGAGGAAGUAAUAGCAGCUGA
This is a messenger RNA of Quercus lobata, 360 nucleotides long. RefSeq names its product B3 domain-containing protein At2g31420-like. The transcript has a single exon. NCBI's taxonomy places the organism in Eukaryota, Viridiplantae, Streptophyta, Magnoliopsida, Fagales, Fagaceae. Gene Ontology annotation, molecular function: DNA binding. The record is from RefSeq and is a predicted model, not a curated record. Bases 1 to 360 code for a protein of 119 amino acids.